Messenger RNA from Teleopsis dalmanni, 432 nucleotides. Its product is annotated as NADPH-dependent butanol dehydrogenase-like. Lineage: Eukaryota; Metazoa; Arthropoda; Insecta; Diptera; Diopsidae. The record is from RefSeq and is a predicted model, not a curated record. The transcript has a single exon. Bases 1 to 432 code for a protein of 143 amino acids. Gene Ontology annotation, molecular function: metal ion binding; alcohol dehydrogenase (NAD+) activity. Gene Ontology annotation, cellular component: mitochondrion.
AUGCAUGACGCAUCUUUUAUGGCUGGAUUAGCAUUUAACAAUGCAUGGUUAGGAAUUGUACAUUCAUUAUCUCACCAAGUUGGUGCAUUAUACGGUAUUCCUCAUGGUGCUGCAAAUGCAAUCUUUUUACCAAACGUAAUUCGUUACAAUGCAAAAGUUUCAACUCGUUUCCCAGAUUUAGCAAAAGUUAUUGGAAAAGAAACAGCUGAAGAUUUAGCACAAGCAAUCGAAAAAUUACGUUCUGAUGUAAAUAAUAUUUCUUCAAUCAAAGAAUUUGGAAUUUCUAAAGAAGAUUGGGAGAAAAACUUAGAUUAUAUUUCAAACAAUGCAUUAGUUGAUCCUUGUACAGGUUUCAACCCACGAGUUCCAGUUUUAGAAGAUUUAAAAGCUAUCUAUAACGCUUGUUACGAAGGUGUUGUUUUUGAAGGAUAA